This is a messenger RNA of Cuscuta epithymum, 4101 nucleotides long. NCBI's taxonomy places the organism in Eukaryota, Viridiplantae, Streptophyta, Magnoliopsida, Solanales, Convolvulaceae. The record is from the annotation of a GenBank genome assembly.
CCUUUUUCUCUUCUUAGCAGCAAAUGCAUUGCUGCGACACCUGAGUGACUGAGUCCCUGAACUGACUGCUCAUCACCCUGGAUGAUGCUUAGCGCUCAUUGGCAAUGGAUGGUAAACCUUUCAAUAGCGUUGCUUCUCCUGCUACUUCCGCCGUUGCAGGUGAUUUGCCGGCAGUCUGUAGCUUCUGAGGAGUGCCAUGGCUGCAUGCCAUCAGUGGAAUGGCAGACCAUAACGAAACGCAACUACUCUUCAGAGAUCCGUCUCCAUCCUCACCUUCUUCUCCUGGUUACCGUUCCAUGGUCUGGAGAGUCUAGGUCCCUUAUGAAGGAAUUAGGUCUUGCAUUGAAUAGUGAACAUUUCAGAUUUGGCUCCCUAAAGCUGAGGGUCCUAUUUAGGAACAAUGAGAGAACUCUGGCUGAAGCUCUCGGUGCUAACACCGGAAUCUCAGUUGUAUAUUAUCAGCGUUCCUUGUUUUACAAAUACCGUGGGAGACUCAGAGCUCAGAACAUAUUAUCUUCCAUCCAUUAUGCUAUGUCAUUACUGCCUGAAGAACUUCCUCUGAAAUCGGUGAGCACAGCAGAAGAGCUGAACGUUUUCCUUGGUUCUACUGACAAGGCUUUACUUCUCUUAGAAUUUUGUGGAUGGACUCAGAAAUUGCUGGCCUUGGGCAAGAACAAUGGAACAGAUAAUGGGUUUGGUUUCAAUGAUGAGUUCAAUAGAACAGUUGUCAAUGAGAGUAAAAUUCAGAAGGUGUGCAGUUAUUUUUCAUUAUGAGGGAACAAUAAAUGAGAAGAUGGAAUGCGAUAUUGAUGACAGGAGUGGUUUCAUUCCUCAUCUUAACAAGUUUUCUUUAGGAAAUGACAGCACUCUCUUGGAGGCUGAGUUUAUGUCUCAUGGCUCAUCUACUUGUGGAAUUAAGGAAUUCGUGCAUUUCAAGUCUUUCUUAGAAAAAACUGUGAUAGCUGCAAGGGAGUUUUUUCUUCCUCCUGAGAGGCUAAGAUUUGGUGUAGUUACCAAUAAAUCACUGCUUUCCGUGCUAAAUGUUGAAGAUCCAGGGUCAUGGUUGAUGACACUGCAAGUUGCUGGAUGCCCAACUUGUUCAAUUGUUUUUAAAGAAGGCAAUGAUCUAAAAAAUGCAAUACAGACUCAAGUGUCACCCGUUGCAGAGCUCGAAGAUGAUUCAGAUGACGCAGGGCUCUCUCUUCCAGCCAAUAAGCCCUCAGUGCUUCUUUUUGUUGAUAGAUUUUCAGUUUCGUCAACUUUGAGAAAAGAGAGCAAGAAAGCUAUUGAUGCCUUUAGAGAGUUAGCACUCCAUUAUCAUUAUCAUAACCUCGAGAGUAGAAAAGAUAACCGAAUUUCAGAAAUGGCAUCUGUUAAAGCACUUCAAGCAUUGAGGAGUACUUCUGAACACCAUAGAAUAGAUCUGUUUCACGCAGCACAAAAGAUAAAUGCCAAUGACAAGAUGUCUUUUGUUAUAAUGAAUGAUGGGAAACAUGUCUCUGUUGAAAACUUCGCUGAUUUGCAAGGGAGUUCUUUCCGUGAGAUAUUGACACAUGUGCUUAAGCAGAAGGAGCUGAGGUUAAGCACAAUUGCAAAAGGUGCAGGAUUCCAACUCUUAUCUGAAGAUCUUAAUAUCGAACUUGGUGGCGUUUUUGCAGCGCAGGUCAGUGAUCACCCUGACCACGCUUCUGAAUCCCCCACAAGUAUAGCGACUACAGGUGCUCAUGAUUCCGAGUCUUUUUGUAACAAUGGGCCUUCUAAUGUUCAAAUAGAAAAUGCUCAACCGUUAGUAGUGCAGACAGAAGAUCAGUCUGAUCAACCUCCUACAGGAAACCCAGAAUGGGUUCAAGAAGAUACGUUGGACUUGGAUGCAAUUCAGGUGCUACAUAAGGCAAAUCCUUUUCAUGGACGACAUAUGCUGCAACCAGAAGUCCCUGCUGCUGAAUCUUUUGAGCUAUCUAAUGACAAGAACUUUAUUGAAGAUCCUCAUGUUCAAGAAGCAACAGAUGGUUCAGGAAGUGAGAGGAUCUUUGAGAAAGAUCUCAAGGUAGAUGAGGAAAAAUGCAAGGAAGAACAUGAAAAAGUGAUCAACUUGGAAUAUGUGCAAUCUUUAGCAGUGCAGACAGAAGUUCGGACCAAUAAACCCUCUGGGGGAGACCCAGACGGAGCUCAAGAAGCUAUAUUGGACUUAGAUAUGGUUCAAGUGCUAGAAAGGGAAACUAUCGCUUAUGGAGAGCAAGUGGCACAGCCAGAUCUCGCUGCCUCUGAAUUAUCUAAGAAGAAUACUAAAAAGAAUAUUAUUGAACAUUCUCAUGUACAAGAAACCACAUACGGUUUGGGAAAUGGGAAGAUAUUUGAGAACACUCUUGAGGUAGAUGAGAAAAAACAAGAGCGAAAUUUCAGAGGUUCCUUCUUCUUUUGUGAUGGUCAGUACAGAUUACUUAGAACCCUAACUGGAGGGUUAAAGGUUCCAUCUGCAGUAAUAGUAGACCCCACGUUGCAGCAACAUUUUGUUUUAGCUGAACAAGAAGUUUUCAACCAUUCUUUGCUAGCUGAAUUUCUUGAUAGAUUUAUCAGUGGGAGUCUUUCUCCAUAUCAACAAUCUGAGCCUUUUGCUCAAAGUCCCAGGCUAGCCCCAAAACCACCAUUUGUCAAUCAGGAUUUUCAUGAAGCAGAUUCUAUACCUAGGGUAACAGCAAAUGGCUUUACUGAGCUGGUUCUUGGAAACCAUUCUGACUCUACGUAUGGUAGCAAUUCUCGGAGUCGAGAUGUCUUGGUUCUUUUCAGCAAUGCUUGGUGUAGUUUUUGCCAGAGGAUGGAGUUGGUUGUUCGUGAAGUAUAUCGAGCUAUUCAAGAAUAUUUAGAUAUGCCUAAGACUGCAUCUGGUGACUAUAAAAAGCCACUGGCUGAUGAUGGUCUGACAAAUAUCAUUGCGAAGCUUCCAUUGAUUUACUUGAUGGAUUGUACAUUAAAUGACUGCAGUUUGAUUCUGAAACCUUUGUUUGAGAGAGAAGUUUACCCAUUGCUGCUGUUAUUUCCAGCUGAGAGUAAGAAUCCUGUUCUCUAUGAAGGAGAUGUAGAUGUAUCUGAGAUCAUCAAGUUCCUUGCUGAACAUGGCAAUUAUUCUUAUGGCCCCGCUAGGGAGAAAAAUUUAUUUACCUUUUUAGAUCCAAUAAGGACUGGAGCUGGAGGUGAAAUCGACCAGCUAGUGCAAAAUAGUGCUUCUUCCCUAAAGAAUUUAUACCAUGAAGUUUUACUUAAUGAUAGAAUGCCAAAAUCAAGGGAGUACACACAAAUAUCAAGCUCUUUGAAUGAUUUGCAUCAAGUACCCCUUGAAGUGGUGGUUGGUUCCAUGCUAAUUGCAACAAGUGUACUCUUGAAUUCUCAUUCAUUUGGUGAAUCUAUAAUUCUAAUGGUGAAAGGAGAUCACAGCUCGGGAUUUCAUGGUCUAGUUCUGAAUAAGAGGCUGAAUUGGGAGUCUUUGGAUGAAAUCGAUGAAGGUUUAGAAUUUGUGAAGGUGGCUCCUCUAUCUUUUGGUGGUCCGGUAAUAAGGCACGGAAUGCCUCUUGUGGCUUUGACAAAAAGACCUAUACAAGAACAUCACAAUUAUUACCCAGAAGUCCUUCCAAACAUAUAUUUCCUUGAUCAAAUGGCCACGCUUCGCUUGCUAGAGAACAUUAAAUCGGGAAACGAAUCUAUCGAUGGAUUCUGGUUCUUUUGGGGAUUUUCGAGUUGGGAUGGGAAUCAAUUAGUGAGUGAGAUUAUGGACGGAGCUUGGACGGUGAACAAAGGCAACGAGGAGCAAAUAGGGUGGCCUUCGAUGUAAACACCCUCUCAUUUCACCUCUCAAAAGUCGCUUUCUUUGGACUGCAUACAAAGAGAGUCUUAUACGAACCCAGUGGCGUCUGUCUUUGAUGCCUUAUAUAUACAGUAUAAGAAAUUAAAUGUAAUAUGCAUCAUCCAGCGCAUUUUUCACCGAUCCCAUAUCACUGCAAAUAUCUUAAAUAAAUACAUUUAAACUCUAGGGUUAAAUGUAUAAUAAUCCAAACAAGUUGGGUUAGACUUUAAAGUUAUUUUUCUAACUAAAUUUUUUGAAACUAC